CACGGCGUAAAUGCUCCAUAAACUCCACGCCCCCAAAACUAACACUGUUAAGCCUCCUUUGAUGACAAAAGCCUUGAUUUCUUAGAAAAAUCAUCAUAUUUUUUUCUUCUUUUAUCAAAUUCAUAUCAGAGACCUGUAUACGAACCCUAGAUUCAUCCGUGAACAGGUGAUUAUUGAAUUAUGGGUGUGCUUGAAUUUGGACGCCGAGAUGGUAAUUGAAAGUUUUGGUGUGAUUAUUUGAUGGAGAUUUUAUUUAGAUGUCUUUAUUUCUCGGGAAUCUACCUCCUCGCAUUCGGCACAGUGAACUUGAACGUGUCUUUCAGAAGUUUGGGCGUUGUAAUAUACAGCUCAAAGAUGGAUAUGGGUUUGUUCUAUAUGACAUUGUUGGAAAUGCUGAGAGGGCAUUACAGUCUCUGCGAGAUACAAAGAUUUGUGGAGAAGAGAUAUCUCUUACAUGGGCAAACAAAAAGCAUCAGCCCCUUCCUAGGUUUAUGAGGAACAAUAGAUUUUCUCGACCAUAUCGUUGGAGUAGUUUCAAUAGGAAAGAAAAUAUUACAAGGAACAGGGGCUCACAGGAUUCAAGAGUUCUCAGAACUGGUUCUGAGCAUGCGAACAAUUACGAAAAAGAGGUCAAGAGGGUCAACUUACUUGAUAAAGAAACAGAGUCUGGUCUCAGAGAUGGAAGAGAAAAAUUUCAGAGUCCAAUAGAGGAAAUGCUUGACAUUGAUGGAUCUGUAGAGCUAAAGCCAUUGGAGAAUGAUCGAUGGGGUGAGUCUAUCAGUGACCCAAAUGACCAGCAAGUGGAAGAUGGAACCCAAUUUGAUAGGUGUGAACCAUACCAUGGUUUUGACAAAAGAGAAGAUAAUGAUAAGCAUCAAAGGACCGGCUCUUACGGUUCUCCCCCAUCACAUAGUUUCACAGAAAAAGCAUUGAGAGUGUGCUCUUCUGAUGCAAAUCAUAAUUAUAUGGAUAAUCUGAAACCUUCACAAUGUUGCUAUAACUGUGGGUCUACGGGUCAUAUUUUGAGAAACUGUCCUAAGGCAGAUUCUCUUAGACGAAAGAAGGGUACCAGGUUUUCUCGUAGGCGUGACCCAGAUAUUAGAUUUUGUAGAAGAGAGGAAAGAGAUCUCAAAAGGCUGAGGCCUGGUUCUUGGGGUAGGCUUGAUGGGAACAGGGAUGCUGUUCUAUCAAGGAAGGAUGCAAAUAAUAAAGUGCACUUUGAGCGUGUUAAGGAUAGAUAUACUACAGAUAGGAAACAUAGUUUCUUGAACCAUGAGAAGAAUCGGUGGUUUCAUUGUAGAAAGGAGUCUGGAUAUGGGGAAAGAAGUAGAAGGAAACAGAAAAAUUCAAAUAGACACCAAGUAAAGAAGAGGAGGUCUGCAUCCUUGUCUCGAGAUUCUGACAAAAGGGGAUCUCAUUCUAGUUCUUAUUCAUCCUGGUCAAGGUCACAUUUGGACUCUUCGAAGGCCCUUUCAGCUGUAAGUUCCCGUUCACGCUCAAGGUCAGUAUCUUCAAGCUCUCAUUCAUCAUCUACUUCAAGAUCUAGUUCAGUCUCAUCAUCGUCUAGGUCUCGAAGCUCCAUUUCUAGAUCAAGGUCUCUAUCACCUCAAUAUUUGUCCUUACCUGUUUCAUUGGAUCCAUUUGUACCAUCUGAUUCUGUUAAAAAUAUUUCAGAGACUGUCACUUGCAUAAAACCCAAUAAAUCUUUGGUUGAUGAGAGAAAUUGUGAUGGUGAUCUACCAUCAGAUUCUGUCAAAAAUAUUUUUGAGACUGUCACUUGCAGCAAACACAAUAAAUCUUUGCUGGAUGAGAGGAAGUAUGAUGGUGAUCAAGUCUCAGAGCAUCUAGAGCUAAAACGCUCAAUUCCAGGCCAAAAUGAUGCAAAUAAGUUUGAUACCCAGAACAUGGAGGUUAAUGUACAUGGGAAUCAUGUAGGAGAAGGUGAUCAAAGCAAAAUUGACGAAAAAUCUGAAGAAAGAAGUCCAUUUGGUUUUGAAAAAUCUGAAGAAAGAAGUCCAUGUAUAAUUAACUUAGGGAUUAAGGAUUUUACGAUAGAGAAAUCUUCCCCUCUGGAUUCUAGAGAGAGAAAAAAUGAUCAUAAGACUGAGUUAGAGGAUAAGGAAGUCAAAAGAACAUUAUAUGAGUGCAUGUUUGGAAGUCACGUCUUUGAUGCAGCUCGCCUAUGGCCAUGGGAAGUGAUCUAUCACCGCAGGUUGAAGAAGGGACCUAUUUCAACUGAAAACUAUGAAAGAAGGCUUGCCGAAAAUAGGGAAUUCAGUAUCAUUGAUAAGUAUGUGAGGAGCAGCAGUGGCUGGGGAGAACAUGGUAAUGAGUCUUUAUCAGUCCCAGAGGGGAGCAAAGUGGCAAUUUCUGAGUAAGUUUUGUCAGUGCACAAGCCAUUGGACUGUAAUUUUAUGCCUUUUGGUAAAUGUACAUGUGAGUUAGCAUUUAUAGACCUAGAUUACAUAAUCUGAGCAAGUUCAGUAUAGGCAGCUAUAAUCCCUUCUUUCUGGAUUUGAUUUUCUAAUUCUUGUACGGAAUCUUAUUUGGAUACUUGCAGUCUAAUGAAUUAUAAUUUGUAAAUUUUUGGCCACCGGUAAUGCACCGGUAAUGCUUAAUGUAAUUUAUAAUAACUUAU
This is a messenger RNA of Amborella trichopoda, 2638 nucleotides long. RefSeq lists its product as uncharacterized. NCBI's taxonomy places the organism in Eukaryota, Viridiplantae, Streptophyta, Magnoliopsida, Amborellales, Amborellaceae. The record is from RefSeq and is a predicted model, not a curated record. Gene Ontology annotation, molecular function: RNA binding; zinc ion binding.